Molecule: messenger RNA, 1053 nt
Organism: Lolium perenne
Lineage: Eukaryota; Viridiplantae; Streptophyta; Magnoliopsida; Poales; Poaceae
Product: chorismate mutase 2, cytosolic
Biological process (GO): chorismate metabolic process; aromatic amino acid biosynthetic process
Cellular component (GO): cytoplasm
Molecular function (GO): chorismate mutase activity
Source: RefSeq, a predicted model, not a curated record
AUUCGAUUAAUUAAAGGAAAUGGUCUGUUAUUAUCUUCUUGUGCCAUAUUCUGAGAAUCAAUCCUUGCUUAUAUUGGCUUGUCUAACUCAUCAGGACUACCUCCAAAGGACAAAAAAAGAAUCUGAAAUGCGACAAAUUCGUAUUAACACAAUUUCUAACAGAUAGCCAGCUUGACGAGGAAAAUGCAUAAACCAGCAGCCAGGAACAGUACCCAUCCCCUUCGAUCCCAGAUUCCCAGAUGGCGGCGGCCCGAUGCGAUCACCUGGAGGCAACAGCCGGUCCUCGCAUCGAGCCUUCAUCACCUGCGAAGAAAGCUGGACACUAUCAAAAGCCAGAAGAUGUUCCAUUCUUUCCUCAAGAUCUUCCGCCACCUCUCUUUCCUACCAAAGGUUACCCAAAGGUUUUGCACUCUUCUGCUUCACGGGUCUGUGUGAAUGAUGCAAUAUGGAAGAUGUAUUUUGAUGAAUUGCUCCCAUUAUUCACUGUGAAUGGUGAUGAUGGUAACUAUGCAGAAACAGUUGCAUUAGAUUUUGCAUGUCUGCAGGCCCUCUCAAGAAGAAUCCAUUGUGGUAAAUAUGUUGCUGAGGUGAAGUUCAAAGAUUCUCCUCAAGAUUAUAGCCCACCAAUACAUGCUAAGGACAACAAUGCUCUGAUGAACCUACUAACAUUCAAGGCGGUUGAAGAAAAGGUCAAGCAGAGAGUAGAGAAGAAGGCCAGGAUAUUCGGACAGAAUGUCACUUUGGAGGAGGACAGUGUUAACAAGCAAGAUGGCAAUGCCUGUGAUAGUGAAUGCAAAGUUGAUCCAAAAGUGCUUUCCAAGAUAUAUGAUCUGUGGGUAAUGCCUUUAACAAAGGAUGUUGAAGUCGAAUAUCUUCUUCAGCGUCUAGACUGAAUCACCAAACAAUUUGAGAUGAACAAGUAUGUUGUAGCCUUUGCCAUAUAGUGGAAAGGCUUUAUCGAAUGUGUCCUUAAAAAUUCGUGUAAAGCUUAUUUUAAUACAUAUGUAACAACUAUGCUGAGUGAUAUACAGCCUCUUGGUUAGUUGAACAACA